Molecule: messenger RNA, 747 nt
Organism: Actinia tenebrosa (Australian red waratah sea anemone)
Lineage: Eukaryota; Metazoa; Cnidaria; Anthozoa; Actiniaria; Actiniidae
Source: RefSeq, a predicted model, not a curated record
CUUGUUGGUUCAGACAAAAAGAAGCUAAUGAAACUUCUCCCAGCAAAGCUGCAAGAACUAGAUAUCCUGUUUCAAGAAACAAAAGAAACUGUCAUCAAACUUUGGAAAGAUUUUUAUUCUCUGUACAAUUUGAUUAACUGUGAUGUAUAUUCUAAUGAUUUUCACCUUGAAAUUUUUCAGCAAUCAAAAGACUUCAUCAAUUUAUUUUGCUCACUUGGUGAUAAAAGAGUAGGCUAUUCUAAUAAAAGAGUUACUCCAUACAUGCAUGCAUUAGUAUAUCAUGUUCCCAUCUUCAUGAAAAAUUACAAGAACUUCAAACAGUUUACUGGUCAAGGAAUUGAAAAAAACAAUGACGAUGCAAAGAGGAUUUAUUUUCAAAAAUCAAACAAGUGGGAUGCUGCUCAAGAUGUAUUGCUUCUAGAACACCGUCAAGAAGCACUUAAACAUUGUGAAAGGGGUAAAAGGAAAUACACAAAAAAGGAUGCAGCUUACUGGGAGGAUGGCAUCAUUGACACAAGGAAAAAAAGGAUGAAGGCCAGUUUAAGAGAACCARAAAAUGAUGGUGAAGCAUUCAAAUGUGAUGAAACUCAAAACCCAGUYGAAGCAAAUGGAUACAAGAACUUAAAUGUCAAGAUGUUAAGAGAGGCGAUCAAAGCAAGACAAAUUAAAGCCAAAGGAAUUGCAAAAAUGAAAAAAUCUGAAUUAAUUGAUCUUUUGAAAGAGCAUGAUCUUACUACCCAGGUCUAA